CCCGGCCUAGUCAUGUUCAUUUGGAGGCGGAGACCUCGCUCGUUCUCUGCCCGCUAGUUCGCAACGCUUCCCCGCCUUCCCGGCCGGGUCCCCCGCCUCCACUUCCGCGCUUCCCCGCUGGGUCGGCGGAGCCUGGGCCCGAGGUAUCCGGCUGCUUGUGGCGGUCGCGCCGCCGGGGUCGACCCUCGGGGAGGGGAGCGGGAGGAGCGAGUUUCGGGGGAGGCGGGGGCGCGGCUGCUCUGGUGCGUCGGGUUACAGUCGCCCUGCUUGUUCGGGGCGUGACAUCCACGCGCGCCUCGCUGCGAGUAUCCGGACCGAGGCGCUGAUUCGGGGGAGGCAGAGACUCCGCCCAGGCCCGAGGAAACGGGCGCUUCUGCCCUCUCUCCCCUCGCGCGAGAGGAUCAAUCUAAGGCUAAGAAAUGGCAUUUCAAAAGGCAGUGAAAGGGACUAUUCUUGUUGGAGGAGGAGCUCUUGCAACUGUUCUAGGCCUUUCUCAGUUUGCUCAUUACAGAAGGAAGCAAGUGAACCUGGCCUUUGUUGAAGCAGCAGACUGCGUCUCAGAACCUGUUAACCGGGAGCCUCCUUCCAGAGAAGCUCAGAUACUGACUUUGAAAAACACGUCUGAAUUCGAUGUACUUGUCAUUGGAGGAGGAGCAACAGGAAGUGGCUGUGCCCUAGACGCAGUCACCAGAGGACUAAAAGCAGCCCUUGUAGAAAGAGAUGAUUUCUCAUCAGGCACCAGCAGCAGAAGCACUAAAUUGAUCCAUGGUGGUGUGAGGUAUCUUCAGAAGGCUAUCAUGAAGUUGGAUAUUGAGCAGUACAGGAUGGUAAAAGAAGCCCUUCAUGAGCGUGCCAACCUACUAGAAAUUGCUCCCCAUUUAUCAGCUCCGUUGCCUAUAAUGCUCCCAAUUUACAAGUGGUGGCAGUUACCUUACUACUGGGUAGGAAUCAAGCUGUAUGAUCUGGUUGCUGGAAGUAAUUGCCUGAAAAGCAGUUAUGUCCUCAGCAAAUCAAGAGCCCUUGAGCAUUUCCCAAUGCUCCAGAAGGAUAAACUGGUAGGAGCAAUUGUCUACUAUGAUGGACAACACAACGACGCACGGAUGAACCUUGCCAUUGCUCUCACUGCUGCCAGGUAUGGGGCUGCCACGGCCAAUUACAUGGAGGUCGUGAGCUUGCUCAAGAAGACAGACCCCCAGACAGGGAAGGAGCGCGUGAGCGGUGCGCGAUGCAAGGACGUGCUCACAGGGGAGGAAUUUGAUGUAAGAGCCAAGUGUGUUAUCAAUGCCACGGGACCGUUCACAGACAUCGUGCGCAAAAUGGAUGAUAAGGAUGCCGCAGCUAUCUGCCAGCCCAGUGCUGGCGUCCACAUCGUGAUGCCUGGUUAUUACAGCCCAGAGAGCAUGGGACUUCUUGACCCAGCGACCAGUGAUGGGCGAGUUAUUUUCUUCUUACCCUGGCAAAAGAUGACUAUCGCUGGCACUACCGACACUCCAACUGACGUCACACACCAUCCUAUUCCUUCCGAAGAAGACAUCAACUUCAUUUUGAAUGAAGUGCGUAACUACUUGAGUUGUGACGUUGAAGUAAGAAGAGGGGAUGUCCUGGCAGCGUGGAGUGGUAUUCGCCCCCUUGUUACCGAUCCCAAGUCUGCAGAUACACAGUCCAUCUCCCGAAAUCACGUCGUGGAUAUCAGUGAGAGCGGCCUCAUCACUAUAGCAGGUGGAAAGUGGACAACCUAUCGAUCUAUGGCAGAAGAUACCGUAAAUGCUGCAGUCAAGACCCACAAUUUGAAGGCAGGACCAAGUAAAACAGUUGGGCUUUUCCUUCAAGGGGGCAAAGAUUGGAGCCCUACACUCUACAUCAGGCUUGUCCAGGAUUAUGGACUUGAAAGUGAGGUGGCCCAGCAUCUUGCUGCCACCUAUGGUGACAAGGCUUUUGAGGUGGCCAAAAUGGCAAGUGUGACGGGAAAGCGGUGGCCCAUUGUUGGGGUGCGACUUGUGUCAGAAUUUCCAUACAUUGAAGCAGAGGUGAAAUAUGGGAUUAAGGAGUAUGCCUGCACCGCAGUGGAUAUGAUUUCACGUCGUACUCGCCUGGCCUUUCUAAAUGUCCAGGCAGCAGAGGAGGCCCUACCCAGGAUCGUUGAACUGAUGGGCAGAGAGCUGAGCUGGGGUGAUUCUAAAAAAAAGGAAGAACUUGAAACAGCCAAGAAGUUUCUGUAUUAUGAAAUGGGCUAUAAAUCUCGAUCAGAACAGUUAACAGAUCACUCUGAAAUUAGCCUACUGCCUUCAGACAUUGACAGGUACAAGAAGAGAUUUCAUAAGUUUGAUGCAGACCAAAAAGGCUUUAUUACCACUGUUGAUGUUCAGCGUGUAUUAGAGAGUAUCAGUGUCCAAAUGGAUGAAAAUACACUACAUGAAAUUCUGAAUGAAGUAGAUUUGAAUAAAAACGGACAGGUUGAACUCAAUGAAUUUUUGCAGCUGAUGAGUGCUGUUCAAAAAGGAAGGGUGUCUGGAAGCCGGCUUGCUAUACUCAUGAAAACUGCGGAGGAGAACCUCGACAGAAGAGUUCCCAUCCCCGUGGACCGAAGCUGUGGAGGACUGUGAGUCUGAGCAGUAAAUCCACAGCCAGCAAACACAGGAACAACAAACCAUCAUGUAACAAACCAGAGAUGACUUACACCAUCUAAAAUAGCGGAUAUGGAUAGCUGCCUUGUUUUAACACUGGGAAACGUUCCAAAGCUUUAGGAUGUCAAUGUAUACCCUUUAAUUUGUAUUUGCCAUUCAAUCAAGCUUCUUAAAAGUGUAUUUUAUCUUUUUUUUCCUCAUUUUCAAUGCACACUGGUUUAAUGUUUUGCAUUAAUUUUGUGACCUGUUAGACUGGACAUGCUCCCUUUUUGUGUGUUUAUUCAUUUAUUCUAAGUCAGUUAUAGAGGCAGAAUAUUUUGGCAGAAAUUGAAAAAAGAAGCUGGAAACAUUUCAUGAUUUGCACAACGCUCUGGACAUUAAGCUUGUUGAUAGUAUUUGUUCUUAAAAGGAAUUGAGUGGGGUGGGACCUAUUAAAACGAUAGUGUUUCUGGGGAGACCCCUCAGCCCCUUCUUCCUCCAGCUUGUCUGCCUUCCUCAUCCAGACUUUAUAUCUAGAGCGUGACUGGCAAAACUGGAGAAGGAAGAAAAAGUUUAGAUCUGGUUAUAGGAGCAAAUCUCAGAGAAACUCUGAAAGCUUCCAGAAUCACAGGUACAAGAUAUAAGGAUAGCAUUGACAUUUGCUGGGAGUUACAGUGAUAGUUUCAUCUCAGCAAUUCAUUUUUUUUCCCCAGUCACUGCUGGUUUUUCUUUGACUAUUACAGUUGCCAGGAAGAUCCUUGCUUUUCUUAUUUUAAAACCAGCAUUUAAGUGGCAAGUUGGAUACAUUGGGAUGGGACUAAAUUUCUCAAAUCUUUACAGUAGUAAUAAAUUUAAGGAUUAAAAACCUGUGUUUAUAUGUCCACAUAUUAUAGCACAAUUUUCAAUCCCCAAAUCCUAGAUCUUGGAGCAUGUGAUACUGUCAAACAUGACCUAUUUUGCUCAGGUUAUUGCAUCAUUUGGGGGAGUAUUUGUAAACGGAUAGUAAAAGAGGAUAGAAAUAGCCUUUAGUUAACUUUAGUUACAAUUAUUUAUAAAAAGCCACAAAAUUGCAGUGUUCAAGGUCAUUUUAAUUGCUUAAAGCCUUUCUCCUUCUGUACUCAAUAGAAAAGUUCUCAAUCAACCAAAAAGAAAAAGAGAAAACCACGCUCAACACACACACACGCAUUCCCCCAUCACACACGUACACACUCACAGAAAGACAAAACAAGACAAAAAAAUCAAUCUGCCCAUACCACUCUCUAUAUACUACCAAAUGUGAAAUAGAUAGCUAGUGGGAAGCAGCUGCAUAGCACAGGGAGAUCAGCUCAGUGCUUUGUGACCACCUAGAGGGGUGGGAUAGGGAGGGUGGGA
Molecule: messenger RNA, 3974 nt
Organism: Balaenoptera ricei (Rice's whale)
Lineage: Eukaryota; Metazoa; Chordata; Mammalia; Artiodactyla; Balaenopteridae
Gene: GPD2
Product: glycerol-3-phosphate dehydrogenase 2
Exons: 17
Coding region: 420-2603 (727 amino acids)
Biological process (GO): glycerol-3-phosphate metabolic process
Cellular component (GO): mitochondrion; glycerol-3-phosphate dehydrogenase (FAD) complex
Molecular function (GO): glycerol-3-phosphate dehydrogenase (quinone) activity; calcium ion binding
Source: RefSeq, a predicted model, not a curated record